Molecule: messenger RNA, 690 nt
Organism: Protopolystoma xenopodis
Lineage: Eukaryota; Metazoa; Platyhelminthes; Monogenea; Polystomatidea; Polystomatidae
Source: the annotation of a GenBank genome assembly
AUGUUCCCACUGUCCGCCCCGCAGCCGUACUGUCUCAGCAACGCGCUCAGCUCACAUGUCGGCAGCGUGCACAGCCUCUCGUCCGAAGAGGUGCAGUCGUUCGCCGAUCGUGUGGACAAAUUCAUCUCAGCCCACUUCUCCGUCGAGCCAGCCAAUCAUCGUCUCCUCUUGCUCGACCACGAGCCGAUGCCGAGGCCGGACGAGACGUCGAGUCAACUGCGUCGGCGAGCUCGACUCGUCGAAGCGGUCCUCGAGACUGUCGGACCGGCCGGUGUCGCCAUGUUGCCCGCCUGCCAGAUGGCGCUCUACGCGACCGGUCGUGUCACCGGCCUCGUGCUCGACUCCGGCGAGAGCCGCACCACGACAAUGGGUUUCCUCGACGGCCGACUGGUGCCCGGAAGCUACAGACACUACGACUUUGGCGGACGCGACAUCACCGGAUACCUCGCCUGUCUGCUUCACGGCCACGGCUUCAAAACAGGCAAGUUGGCCGACCCUUCGACAAUUCGACGCAUCGACAACACGACCAGCCUCCAGUCCCGACACCGGCCUCUUAGCAACACGUCUUGGCACCCGAACCAGCCAGAACAUACAUACACACACACACACACAUAUCGCCUGAUCCCACCCAUUGCCAGGCAUCUGACAGGGUGGCCUGAAGAUAAAAAAAAGUGGGAUCGGCUGGAUUAG